Cynoglossus semilaevis (tongue sole) is the source of this 2971-nucleotide messenger RNA. RefSeq names its product cilia and flagella associated protein 99 (gene cfap99). NCBI's taxonomy places the organism in Eukaryota, Metazoa, Chordata, Actinopteri, Pleuronectiformes, Cynoglossidae. The record is from RefSeq and is a predicted model, not a curated record. The transcript is spliced from 15 exons. Bases 348 to 2309 code for a protein of 653 amino acids.
AGUUUGUUGCUAAGCAACGGAUGAACACGGCAACGCUUACAAACAAGCCGGAGAAAAAGCUCCGUCAGCCUUUGAUCACGGACAUCAAAGUUCCAGUGGAUCCUUGUUUUGCUCACCAAAACUUUUCAACAAGACGAUUUGAAGAGAGAGAAAUGGACAAAAUGGAAAUGCAUUUCAACUCCUGUCUGCUGCUCACAGAGAGGCACAGCUAGGAUUUCAACGAGGCUUGGACAAGAAAUGAAUACAGUAAUGCAAUAUUACUGUGGUUCUGUGGUGUAAAACACCAUCAGCUUUUAAUUGUUAACUUUGUGCAGAACUCAUAGACACACCAAGGUUAUUGUUGUAAAAUGGCAUCCGGGGUUGAAUCCAAAGGCGAGGAGCCAACAGCCAAGGAAAAAACACUGGUAAAGAAGGCCAUAGCACUGUUUGAUACUUUUUGCAAUGGCAGACAAUGUCUGGAUGACUUCAUCAAAGAUGCUUCGGAAGACUUGGAGAACAUGGAUCCUGAACAUAAGAUGUUCAUUCUCGAUAUCAUCUCUGGGUGCAGUGAGUACAAAUCUGUACUAGAUGCAGUCAUUGAUGUUUUCUAUGACCAAAAUUACACAUGGAUAUCCAGAGGUGACCGCAGCCAGUUUGUCAUUAUCUGUUACCUCGCUACAUUUGCGCUGGAUGAAAUUGGAUUUGAGUUUUUUACAAACAUUGUGAAGUCGCUCGACGUCAGAAAGAUGUACACUUUCAUGAAUUUUUUCCUCACUAACCUCACAACGUGGAUUCAAGACGAGUGGAAUAAAAUCUAUGACGCCAGCUACGUGGAGAAAAACUGGAUAGGCCCUUUACUCAGAUGGCGCCCUGACAUUGAGGUUCUGGUAAAUCAGCUUUCUGUUGGAAUGACGUGUGCAUCCCAGCUCAAAAAACCUGCAGUCAGAACCACCAAACCUCAGGAGUUUGCUAUCACCAGACCUAAACCUCGACCUUUGCCAAUGCCUGAGGAGAUUCCAGUGAUGGAAAAAACCAAACCGGUCCCACAGAGCACCUACAGACCUCCUAAAGAGAUGGAGAUAUUAGAGGAGCUAAAACAAAAGAACCACCAAAGAUCUGAGGAACUGCUGGAGGAAACAAGGCAGAGACAGCUCAGACUUGCAAAUUCAGAAAAGUCUGAACGCACCAUGCAACUGAUGUCCCAGAUUAAAGAAGACAUAGAUUCGAAGUACAAAUUCCAAUUCCAUUCCUCCAAACCUCCACGCAGUACUGAGAUUCCCACCUAUCCCAUAAAGCUCAACAGUGCUGCUAAAUUGAGGCAGGUGGCGCUACGUAACCACCAGGAGCAGAAAGAGCUUCAGAGAAUAAAGGAUUUGAUCGAAGGGGGACACGAGCCCUCCUCCUUCUUACACUGGCAGGAGAAGAUGCGGGAGAAGAUGCUUCAGGAGGAGAUGGACAAGAGUGAGCGCAAGCACCUGGAGGGAUACGUCAGUCACGACAGGGCAGCUGUGGCUCGCAUACGCAUGAUGGAACGCAACCACAAAGCUGUGCAGACCAUUAAAGAAGGGAAAGCUUCCCUGAUGCGGAGGUACGCAGACAAAAGGAUGACGGAGGAAAAGGGGAUCAGAGUUUUGAUGCAACAUGUGGCCGAAGGACGCAAGAACUCCAAAGAUGCAAAAGACAAGCUGAUGAGGUUCAAACAAAGCAUCGUGAGGGAGGUUUCAGGAGAAAGUAAAAAGCUACUCCGACAAGCACUGGAGGAUUCACAAGCUGAAAUGAACAAAAAAUUCCAACUUAUCCGUGAAAUCAGCAUCAUGGAGUCACUUCCUCACCUCAGAGCCAACUUCUAUGACGAUACAGAGACUGGAGGACAUAAACUCUUAGGGGAGAUGUCAGUAGCUGAGCUCAAGGUGCGUCUUUCCAAAAUUAAAGCGACGGAGCAAUCAAAGGUGCAGGACAAACGAAAGACUAUACAAGAGAAGAGGGACGCAAAGAAGCGGCUGCAGCUGGAACAAACGGAGCAGCUGGAGAGCUUCAGUCUCCAACAGAAAGCAUCAGCAAUCGCUGCGGCCAUCAAGAAGGAGGAAGAGAGGGCAAAGAAAGCAAAACUUAAGGAACAAGUUAUGCAGAGUGACAGAAAUGUGGCCCUGCGAAAGCAGCACGAGGAAUUAAGUCAAGAGAGGCAAAGACAGAAGGAAAUGGAAAAAAGCAAAGCUGGACCAACCUCUAAGUACCCCACAAAAGGCAGACCACCGGAGAAAAGUGAAAAGAGGAAAAACAUGGAGGAGCUGCAGCAGUGUUUAGAGCGCCACAUCCAGGACAACCCUUAGCAACAAAAUGUUCCACAAAACAAACACAGAUUAACCACAAGGCCUGUGAAUAUCAACCACUCCUUUACGGUGUCAAAACCCAAUGACUAAUCACAGAUUUGUGUGAAUUUUAUAUAAUGUAAAUGUUCUGUACAUAGAUCCAGGAGGGCAUUUGUAUUUCAUAGGUUAUAAGUCAUAACAGCAUGGUAACCGUCCAUAUGUAGAUAAAUGUCCACAUACCUUAUUUAUUUACUUUAUUUAAUCCAAUAAUUACUUUGUAUCGUAUAGACAGGAUGUCUGCAUGUGUACUGUAUGUGUAGUGAUCAGUCUUUAGUACUCAAGAGAAGUUGGGGGUUAAGAAAAAAUUCAAAACCUUCAAUUAUGAGUCUAAUUUACAAAGACAAUACUUCGUUAUGUUUGGCUCAUAAAUCCGAGGCAUGAAAGAAUAUUUUGAGUGAGUCACAAGACAAUAUUUUAGUUUCUGAAGUAGAUAGUUUGAAGAUAGUUUGAAAGAAAUCUUCAACGUGAGAAUGUGUCUGGGCCAAAGUCCCUGGAGAAGCUUAGGCCAGAAUCCAAAUUUAAUUUUAAAAAAUAACAAAUUUCAGUCCUUUUUUUAGUCCUAGAGUUUCAAGAGUGGGUGUCAUUGAACUUACGCCCCCACCCCUCCUGUUUUUUACAGGUCA